AUGGCGCCGCCGCGGUCUCUGUGCCGGGCGCUGCUGCCGGCGCUGGCGCUCGCCCUGCUCGGCCUCGCCGCCGCCGCGGGGCCGCGCCAGACCCCGGCGCUGGAGCUGGCGCAGGAGCUGGCGGAGGAGCUGUGGAGCGCGGGGCUGCCCGGCGACCUGCCCGAGCUGGAACCCGAGUGCCGCAGCCUGCUGGCCGCCUUCGCGGAGGGCAGCGCGGCGCUGACGGGCUGCCUGGGCCAGCGCGCCCGCCCGGUGCGGCUGUGCCAGGGCUGCCACGGCCCCUACCGCCGCCUGCUCGCACAGUACGGCAGCAUCGCCCGCGCCGUCGGGAAUUCCUCUGAGAGCCACAAUUGUGCCAAAAGCAUCUUGACCUCAGACAGGCUGCAGAUAGUUGUGACCCUUUCGGAGUUCUUCAAUGAAACCUGGGAGGCAGCCAACUGCGCAAAUUGUUUAAAGAAUAACAGUGAGGGAUUAUCAAAUUCUACUGAAGAAUUCCUGGAUUUAUUCAAUAAAUCUCUGACAUGUUUUGAACAUAAUCUUCAGGGGCAAGGCAUGGAUCUAUCACCAAAUAACUACACAGAAGUGUGCAAAAACUGCAACGAAACCUACACGAAAUUGAAUGACCUGUAUAACCACCUGCAGAGGCUGAACAGGCAAGGUGGUGAAUCUGCUCACUCUGCACACUUGUGUAUUGACGUGGAAGAUGCAAUGAACAUCACUCGGAAGCUUUGGAGCAGGACUUUCAACUGUUCUCUUCCCUGCAGUGAUACAGUCCCAGUGAUUGCAGUUUCAUCCUUUAUCCUCUUCCUACCUAUUGUUUUUUAUCUUAGUAGCUUCCUUCACUCGAAGCAGAAGAAACGGAUACUCAUUUUGCCCAAGCGCAUCCAGUCAAAUGCCAAUCUUGUGAACAUCCAAGAAAAAUACAGCUGAGCUGCAAAACAAAACCUGAGAGCUGCUGCUGGUAUACAGUGGGUACAAUUGUGUUGGAAUGAGGCCGGCACAAAAGAGGAGUUAAUUAUGGUUUAGUGUAAUGAUACAGAGCAACACAAGUUAAACAAAAUGCUGUCUGACUUCUAAGCAAGGAUAUUAACAAACAUGACAAGGCAGGGCUGUGUGACACUGUAUGGACUCUGGUUUUGAAAAAUCUGUGGUUUUUUUCUUUCAGUCUUGGGCUGAAGCUGUGUUUUUCUGUUCCUAAGCUUUUGUACUUCACAUUGGUAGAAUAGCUACACUUUCCUUGCAUGGUAUUUUCCUAUAUUUGUUCCACAAAAACCUGAGAUUUUGAAUCUUUUUGAGGUGAUUUUGAUAGACAGACAAAAUUUCAAAUAAUGUUUUAUGUUUCUGCUUAAAACAUUACUUUUAAUUCCACAUAAUAUUCAGACUUGGGAUGGAAGGAACCCUUCAGAAAAGUUCCUAUCUUUCCUGUACCACUGAAAAGUCAUGCUGCUGGCAUCUGUUAAAAAAGAGGCAUGAAAUAUGCAGAGAAAGUGGCAAUAUAUAGGAUCUAAAACGGCAACAGAAGCAGCACAACUGCCAGUGCUGGACUUGAAUAGUAAUUAUUGAUGGCUACAGUAUUCUGUUUUCUCUGGAACUGGUGGCAUAUUUAGUCUUUUGCACACUUUAACCACUAAAAUUGUUGCUUUUCAAAUCUUACAUUUUCAGAAGGUAAUUUUACAUACCUGCUUGGGUAACAAGGUUUCACUCUCUGUUCAUUAUGCCAUUUCCUUUCCUUUUUCAUUCUAAUGUUUUAGUGGUUUUUUUGUUUUGUAGAGGAGAAGUGAGGUAAAGUCAAGUCACUGGAAAUGCUGGAUUUACUGGUCUAGAGCUUGCUAUGGCUUAAUACAGAGGUGUUUACAGAAACUUUGUCAGGUAAAAGUUGUUUUUUCUGGGUAAUCUGUUUUAGCAGUGAGUGAACCAGUGGGUCCUCUUACUCAAAAACUGUUGUGAAUAACAUGAAUACACUGUAUUGGGAAUUGGUGACUUUCAGGAAAUAGUUUGAAAAUAUUACUCCCAUAAAAUAGAUGGAUGUAAACAAAUUCCAACUUGGAGAACUCCAAAGUGGAUGGAGAAAUUCGUGCAAUAACUGCAGGGAUGGGUGGUGCUGCUGUCAGCACCAAAUUGUGGGCACAAUUUGAUGGCUGCAGCAAUCGUGGCUGUUCAGUUUGUUUAUUGUAUUUCUGAUUUGGGAGAGUGGUCGUGUUUAAAUUAUUUAUAGCUGUACCUGAGGUUAAUGAAUGCCAGAGCCUUUGAUCCAAUUUUUCAAUGUAUUUUCUAACCUGGAUGUAAAAAAGAAUGGUCAUUACAGC
Molecule: messenger RNA, 2306 nt
Organism: Zonotrichia leucophrys gambelii
Lineage: Eukaryota; Metazoa; Chordata; Aves; Passeriformes; Passerellidae
Gene: OSTM1
Product: osteoclastogenesis associated transmembrane protein 1
Exons: 6
Coding region: 1-930 (309 amino acids)
Cellular component (GO): cytosol
Source: RefSeq, a predicted model, not a curated record